GCCCACCAUCGAUGGGCAGAUAGUCUGAGGUGAACAGCACGGCCAGCCCUAUAUGUCUAUCUUCUUGCACAAACCCAGAUAUGACCCUCUUUUUGCCCAUACUCCCCAUGCUGGUUCUUAGGAUCGGAAGCCACAGGCACAAGCGGUCCCAGAGCCCCGGCAGCCAGAAGCACUCUAAUUCCGGAUCAGAUUGUGAUUGGAAAGGAUGUCAUCCCCAUGUCAGAGCCGUAGCUCAUAUAAUUAUCGGAGGAGACACCAGCCAUCCAUCUAUUACCGCGAUUGGUUCACCAUAUCAGUCUCCAUUAGAGACCCCCCACUUCUUCCCUCUUUGCUAUCACAUCAGUGCAGGCUCGCGCCGUUCAGCCAAGACUCCUCGCCCAGCUGCCCUGGCCAGAGGAACAUCUAGCCCCGGUGGUUGCUCUCUUCGAUCUGUAACCGCACAAGGGCGGCCCUGUCUGGCCGGUGAACCAGAGAUGAGAUGCAUGCGGCAGGCGCUCGAACCAUCGUCACCCGUCUACGUAGGACUGAACCAACAAGAGAUCCACAUGUCACCAAGAGCGCGGGCGUGAGGAGUCUCGAUGCCCCGGUGUACGGUGUUUGCGUUGCAUGCUCCUCGAGAAGGAACCGGGAUGACGGUAACCCUGAACCCAAUCGGAUCGCCUACAGACCUACUGAAGUCUGCCGGAGGGGUCGAGGGCGCCGAACAAAGCCCCGUCGAGAUUUGUUGCCAGGUCCUGAAGAUCCAAAGAGGUAGGUGAAUCGUGGCUCAAAUGCAUCAUCUGCAAGCCGCAAAGAAACCGCCCCCUUGUCACGCCUGCGGGCAUUGCUGCGCGUGCUCCUCUUGCCUCUCUUGUUAGAGUGCAGGGUGCGC
Colletotrichum navitas is the source of this 871-nucleotide messenger RNA. RefSeq lists its product as uncharacterized. NCBI's taxonomy places the organism in Eukaryota, Fungi, Ascomycota, Sordariomycetes, Glomerellales, Glomerellaceae. The coding region runs from base 81 to 569 and encodes 162 amino acids. The record is from RefSeq and is a predicted model, not a curated record. The transcript has a single exon.